AUGCUUUCCCGGGAUCAGCCCAAACCUAGUCCCGUCUUCACCGAUUACAACUUUUUUCUUGUUCUUUUGAUUCCAAAAAACAACUUCAUAACUUCCGCAGUGCAAGCACCAAACCCCCGCGGGCGCAGCCGUGCCUAUGGCACCGGUCCCGGGCAACACUCACCACUGGAGCGCCUCACUAUGUUCUCCAGGAAGGUGUUCUGUGGAGCCACCAAGCCGCGCUUCCCCCCGGGCAUGGUGCUGUGGAAGCCGGCUGCUGAGGCUGAGGCUGCGCGCGGAGCUGUGGAGGAGGAGACCCAGGAGGAAAGGACUCAGCAGGAGACCCAGGAGGAGAGCCAGCACGGUGCAUGGUAA
This is a messenger RNA of Knipowitschia caucasica, 354 nucleotides long. The record is from the annotation of a GenBank genome assembly. NCBI's taxonomy places the organism in Eukaryota, Metazoa, Chordata, Actinopteri, Gobiiformes, Gobiidae.